AUGGAGUCCAGGUGGGAUGUGCUGAGCGCGCUGGGGGCCGUCACCUGCGUGUGGCUGCUGCUGCAGGUCGUGUGGGCGGUGGCCCGUGGAGUGUACGUCUACCUGCUGCCCCAGGUUCGCCGUGGUGCCCCGUGGCUUCGCGCACAGGGAGCCUGGGCAGUGGUCACUGGAGCCACCGGAGGCAUUGGCAAGGCUUAUGCCCACGAGCUGGCCAGGAGAGGUCUCAACGUGGUGCUCAUCAGUCGGAGCCUGAGCAAGUUGGAGCAGGAGGCCAAGGAGAUUGAGCGGCUGCAUGGCCGGCAGACUCGAGUCAUCCAGGCUGACUUCACCCGGGGCAUGGAGAUCUAUGCGGACAUCGAGGCGGGACUGCAGGACCUGGACAUAGGAGUGCUGGUGAACAACGUGGGCAUGGCUUAUGCGGGCAGAAAGCUGAAGAGGGUUCUGGAGUGGGAGGACCCUGGACAAAGCAUGACGGACCUGGUGAACUGCAACAUUAUGUCAGUGAUCCAGAUGACCCGCAUCGUCCUGCCCCGCAUGGUCACCAGGCGCAGAGGCGUCAUCAUCAACCUCUCCUCGGUGGCCAGCUUGCGUAGCAUCCCACUUUGUAACAUGUAUGCUGCAUCCAAGGCCUUCGUGCGAAGCUUCUCCAACGCCUUGGCCACAGAGUACCGGCCCUAUGGCAUCACCGUGCAGACCGUGACUCCUGCUAUCGUUGCCACGAAUAUGACCACUGGCUUCAAACCCGGACUCCUGGUCAUGCGGUCUGAAGACUUUGCCCGGGACGCGCUGGACACCGUGGGCCUGUCGUCUGACGUCUCUGGCUGCCUGAGCCAUGCCCUGCAGGUUAGCCUGAUGACUUUCCUCGUGCCCCAGUGGCUUCUACACACUCAGGGGGGAAGCCAGCUUUUCUUUCGGAAUGUAGACAGAUUAAAGGAAGACAACAUGUGA
This is a messenger RNA of Ochotona curzoniae (black-lipped pika), 948 nucleotides long. Its product is annotated as very-long-chain 3-oxoacyl-CoA reductase-B-like. Bases 1 to 948 code for a protein of 315 amino acids. The record is from RefSeq and is a predicted model, not a curated record. NCBI's taxonomy places the organism in Eukaryota, Metazoa, Chordata, Mammalia, Lagomorpha, Ochotonidae. Gene Ontology annotation, molecular function: oxidoreductase activity. The transcript is spliced from 11 exons. Gene Ontology annotation, cellular component: endoplasmic reticulum.